UGCCGAGUUUGGGCAUUACGGCGUUUGCAAGGCUUCUGAAAGCAACGAAAAUGGCUCCAGAGAUGACGACGGGCUGUCUAACACCUCAAGCAAGAGGCCGAGGAGAGAGGCCACAAAGUUGACGGAGGAAUCAGUCGUGUACGACCUCGUUCCUUUCGGCGUUGAAGCCGAUAAUGUCACCAGGCUUCAAGUGGACAACCUCCAGGAGGCUUUGGGAUUGCAAGGCGCAGAAGAAGAAAUGGAGUUCUCCUUCUGCCUCUGGUUUCAACUUCGUCUGAACACGUCCGUCCCGACUUUGUUUAGCUAUGCAGUCAGUGAAACCAAAACCAAUGCUAUUUUCGUUUAUGUCAACGAAGGAUUUUUCUCCUACAUGAAUGACAUUACUAGGAACUCUACCAAACUGAAGUACACUUUUGGACCUCUGCAGUGGUAUCACGUUUGCCUGGUGAAGGAGAGACUGAGCACUGACAGCCAACAGACAGCUACAGGAGGGCGGACCACCUCUGAGGCGUCCUAUAACAUAAUCCUGUACCUAGACGGGCACAAGGUGUAUGAAGAUCUGUCUGACGUUCCCUUUCCUCUCGGAGGCAUAAUGGUCAUUGGACAGGACCAGGAUGGAAUGGGGUCCGCAUUCGUCAAAGACCAGGCGCUCAUUGGUCGCGUUUCCUUCAUGGCCUUUGCAGAAGCCCUCGGACCAGGGGACGUCGAGGCGCUCUUUCGCUGCGACGUCGUUAAAGAACCGAUUCCCAUCGCCUGGAGGGCUCAUGGACGGGUGUCGAAUACUUCCUUCGACAUCUGCAGAAGCAGCGGUUAUAGGGGCACGCUGUUGCCAUACAAGACAGACAACCGGAGAAAAGCCCAAAACCUCUGCGAGAUGGUGAACAUGAGGUUAGCCCUGCCGAGGGACGAAGACGAAAAUCGAAUGUACUCAGAGCUGUUGUCUCGAGACGACGUCUGUCACGGGACGCCCUUUUUGAGUCAUAACAUUGGCUGGCUGGGCAUCUCGUACGACGAAGAGUCUGGUACACUGGCUGAAGCGGACAGCCUCCGGACGUUCAGCAAACUGGAUCGCAACAUCAGCGAUUCCAAAUCGCCCAGUGUUGUGUUGAUGAGUAACGGUUUGUGGCGGAGUAACUGGACGCGAUACGGCUGCCCUUUGUGUUACGGGAAACCCUCCGGCGAAUUCUACCUCCUGGGCUCGGAGGAGUCUGAGACUGAGGUGCAGCCGGAGGUAUUCUAUCCGAGGGUGGAUCAAGACGGCGCUUUCUUCCUGUAUUCUUUCGGGGGGAUCACCGUCGAGAAACGGGACAAGUGGAAGUUCAUCGACACGAACACGAACACCACCAUCGCUUCGACGGAGGAGCCCUACUUCCUGGGACGGAAGCCCUGGGAACUCCUGAAUAUCAGCAACGAUUCCAGGUUCUAUUCCCAUUCCUCACAGUUAAUGCUGACCCUCACCAAGUGCUCCCUGGAUGAGUUCACUUGCAAUGACGGCGACUGCAUCCCUAUGGAACAAAGGUGCGACUUUCGGCCCGACUGCGCCGACGAGGGAGAGGACGAGACAACUUGCAACAUCCUGGACAUUGCAGCUGACUACGAAACGGGGUCGCCGCCCCCUCAGAGACCCUUCAACAUAACGGCGUCCGUGAGCAUCAAGAAGGUAUCUUCAAUCGACAUCAUGACGGAGACCCUGCAGGUCUCCAUGAGAUUCUCUAUAAAAUGGUGUGACAGUCGCCUGACAUUCAAAAAUCUUCUGCAUUCGGACAGAGUGAACUACCUUGGACAGCAUCUGAGCACCCUUUGGCUUCCACAGCUCGUGGUCCUGAACGAGGAAACGCUUGCUGGAACUGCAGAAGCCAGCAAAGACCUGUUUGUUGUGAAAAAUGGUCUUCCCAUGAGAAUCGGGCAAGACUACGUCUACAGAGGGGCGGAGAAUUCGUUGGUACUGAAGCAGAAGCAGUCAUACUACAUCGCCUGCAAGUUCGACAUGAGGGCGUUUCCCUUCGACGUCCAGGAUUGCUGGAUCAACGUCACCAUCGGCAACGCCGCCCUGGAUAGCAUGAGGCUCUCCGCCGUCCUCCAGACCGUGGACAGAAACCUGAAGCUGAAUGAGUACGACGUCUUGGCGUGUAACCUCACGGUCACCAGAACCACAAUGGUUAUCAGGGUCACUUUACGGAGGUAUCCAGACUACCACAUUCUGUCGUCCUACUUUCCCGUGUUCUUGCUCCAUCUCUUGGGAUACGGGACACUCUUCAUUGAUCCACAGGAUUUCCAGGUACGAGAAGUUCUACUCGCUACACUUUUAUGAUGCAAUUAGGCUGCAGGAGUUUCUGGCGCCGACACUGUUAAAUGAAUAUAACAAUAUACUUCUGAACAAUCUUGAAAUAGAGCCUAGAUCUAUACUCUUAGAGCCUUCGACUGUUUUUUUUAUCUGGCUGUUGUUUUUGAUUGAGCUGGCCUUAUGCAAGCACGGGCUCUUGCUCAUAGAGCAGCCCGUAAAACUUUUUUUUUUAUAUGGUGAAUUUCGGAAAUGCCUUCUGGCCAUAAUUUUCGAGAUUCGUAAUUGCUGCUGAUAAAAAAAAAUGCAUGAAAAUAUUACCCACUGUUAAAUUUUUAGUUAUACUUUUCAAGAUAACCCCUUUUGGUGAAAUUCAAAAGGGACGUCUUCCAGCCCAAUUUGUUAUAGAUUAAACCGGCCUUAUGCCAGCACGGGCUCUUGCUCAUAGAGCAGCCCGUAUGAACU
Molecule: messenger RNA, 2746 nt
Organism: Macrobrachium nipponense
Lineage: Eukaryota; Metazoa; Arthropoda; Malacostraca; Decapoda; Palaemonidae
Exons: 7
Coding region: 239-2311 (690 amino acids)
Biological process (GO): nervous system process; regulation of membrane potential; chemical synaptic transmission
Cellular component (GO): neuron projection; synapse; plasma membrane
Molecular function (GO): extracellular ligand-gated monoatomic ion channel activity; protein binding; neurotransmitter receptor activity
Source: RefSeq, a predicted model, not a curated record